Molecule: messenger RNA, 141 nt
Organism: Protopolystoma xenopodis
Lineage: Eukaryota; Metazoa; Platyhelminthes; Monogenea; Polystomatidea; Polystomatidae
Source: the annotation of a GenBank genome assembly
AUGAACUGCACAAUGUCUCGGCAGCAACCUCCAUGGCUUCAGGAUGCACAGCUGAAGGAGUUGGUGGAGUGCCCCGAUGACGCCAACUCGGAAGUGCAGGCCAACAAUCAUUGGAAAAGGAUUCGACAAAUGAACCCUCUC